AUGCCUAUAGAGAAUGAUAACUUGGAAGGAGUUGCCGAUCAAGCUCUGCUUUUGCUCAAUCAAAUGAAGCGGAAUCCAGAUGUUAUGCCACCGUAUAACGAAGACGCUAUGCACGCAUGCAUUGCCAAAAUGAACGAGCUUUAUAACUUGAAUAACGAAUGUGUGACACGGCUGCGAUCACAAGGUGAAAAGGCGAGUCGUGAACUUGAAGCACUGAUAGUUUGUCGAGAUGAAGCUCUUCAGCAUAUACGUGUAGGUCACGAGUACUAUGUGUUUGAGUACAUCUCUUACGGCUUUCAGAUAUCUUAG
Cylicostephanus goldi is the source of this 309-nucleotide messenger RNA. Lineage: Eukaryota; Metazoa; Nematoda; Chromadorea; Rhabditida; Strongylidae. The record is from the annotation of a GenBank genome assembly.